Molecule: messenger RNA, 2232 nt
Organism: Daktulosphaira vitifoliae (grape phylloxera)
Lineage: Eukaryota; Metazoa; Arthropoda; Insecta; Hemiptera; Phylloxeridae
Product: microprocessor complex subunit DGCR8-like
Exons: 2
Coding region: 167-2110 (647 amino acids)
Biological process (GO): primary miRNA processing
Cellular component (GO): microprocessor complex
Molecular function (GO): identical protein binding; primary miRNA binding; heme binding
Source: RefSeq, a predicted model, not a curated record
UUUAAUUACACCUUAAUUGAACCAAAUAAUGUAUAUUUUAUGCUUACAUUAUUAAAUAAAUUAAAAUUUUAGCUAAAACCAUAAAUUACUUUGAAAAAUAAAUAUUGAAGUUAAAUUUUCAAAAUAUUUUAGAAAUUAUUUUUGUAUAAAAACGUAAUUUAUUACUAUGUCCUCUGAUGAAAAUAAUUAUAUUUUGGAAGAUUAUUUGAAGAAGAAAAGAAAAAUUGAAUCUGAUAAUAUAUUAUUAACCACCAGUGGCAAUAUUAACACAAAUACUGAAAAUUUAUCAGAUUCCAGUUGUUUUUCAAAAAAAAGAAAUCUUUGUGAAUUUGAUAAAAACUUUAAGUUAAACAGCCAUGAGACUCAUGAUGACAAUAGUAUAUUUUCUGAAGUGUCAGAUACAGAAGAUCAAUCAAUUUCUCUUAAUAAAUUAGGUGAAAGCGAUAGUGAUUAUGAACCUAUUUCAGAUGGAGAGUUUGAAUUAGAAAAGUAUGAUCAUGAAAUAAGUGGAUCACAUAGAUUUUUAGAUAAAUGUGAACCUAAUGAUAGUCAAUUUCAUAAAAAAACUAAUAAUUCUUUAAAACAGACAAAAAAUCACAUUGAUACUGUAGAAACCGACGAAGUAUAUAAUUUAUUAGACGAAGCAUUAAAAGAAAAAAUAAAGGAACCUAAUUUGUGCGAUACAAACAAUGUUAAUUCAAAUGAUUUCAAAGAGUAUGAAAAAAUAGUUCUGGAAGAAGUUUGCAAAAAUCAUUUUGAUAUUUUACCAGAAAAUUGGAUUGAAGCAACCCACAAAAGUGGAAUGCCUAUCUAUUUACAUAAGAAAUCUAGAGUUGUUACAUUAUCUAGACCAUAUUUUUUAGGUCCAGGUAAUCCAAAAUCACAUUUAGCACCUUUAUCUGCUAUCAGUUGUUUACAAUAUAAAAGAGCUAUACAAGCUCAAAAUAAUACCAAUAGUAAUUCUGAAAAUCCAACAAGUAAAAUUGGAGAUAUGAUUAUACCAAAUGCUAAAGUUGAAACUGCCCAGGAGAAUAUUGUUAAAGAAUCCUUAUCUCAUGAAGAGCUACGAGAGUAUUGUCAAUCACUUUUUAGGUUUAAAAAAGUCAAGUUAUCUUGUGUAAAUCAUGAAGAAGUUGAAUUAAAAUCUGAAUUUGAUAAAAAUCCAGUAGUAAAAACUAAAGAAAGGCCUUCAUUACCAGAUAGUACUAAGUUAAUCUCAUUUCCUUUACAAACUGAAGAUAAUGACAAACGUUGUAGUAGGCGGAGAGAAUGGAUAAUGAACCCUAAUGGUAAAAGUUAUGUUAGUAUUUUGCAUGAAUAUUUGCAACAAGCAUUAAAAACACAACCAUGGUAUGAAUUCAAAGAACUUGAUAAUCUUGAAACUCCUUACUCAGCUACUGUUGUUCUUAAUGAUGUUCAAUAUGGGGUUGGCAUAGGUAAUAGUAAAAAACAAGCAAAAUUAAAUGCUGCACAAGCAACAUUGGAUAUUCUUAUACCAGAGAUGAAAAGUAAAAUAGAUUCAGAGCAAAAAAAUCUAUCUGAUCCAGUUAUCUUUGACCAAAUAAAAGUAACUGAUCCUAGAAUAACUGAAUUUUGUGCAAAAACUACUGAACCAUCACCAUAUGCUAUGUUGCUAGUUUGUUUACAAAGAAAUUUUGGUGAAUGUGAUAUAGGAAUAGAAUAUAAGCUGAAUAAUCGCCGUAGAAUGUUAAAUCAAUGUACAAUGACUGUCGGGAAACAUACAGCUUCUGUAGCUUGCAAAAAUAAAAGAGAUGGUAAACAGAAAGCUUCUCAAGUUAUUUUAGGAUUAUUACAUCCUCACAUUGAUAAUUGGGGUUCAUUAUUACGAUUAUAUGGUAACCGUAGUAUUAAAAAUGCUAAGGAAAAAAAACAAGAAGAACAAGAAAUAACUCAAUUACAAAGCAAAGCUGCUGUUAAUCAACCAAACUUUGCAAUACUUAAUAAACUUAAAGAAGAAAUGUUAAAAAUUAGAUAUCAAAAUUUAGAAUUAAGUUCCUCAAAUACUUUACCUAAGUCUAUGUUAGUAACAACAUGCCCUUAUAGUAUUGGUAUGUCUUCAUUUUCCAAUACUGAAAAUGAAAAUAUAUGAUUAUUUAGUUCACUUAAUUAUUAGGAUUUAUUUUAUAAAACAUUUGUUGUAUUAACUAUGUAAAUAACUUGGGAUCAUUUAAAGUUUGUUUAAAUUUUUGAAAUAAAAAUAGUUUCAUUUGA